AUGAAAUCAAUGGAUUUCAAGGUGCAGUUGGUAGAGUCGUCGUUUGUAACGCCGACCGAGCCGUCACCAAGGAAGGAGCUUUGGCUCUCUUCUUUAGACCUCGUGCAGGCCAACAAAGGCCACACCCCAACGAUCUACCUGUACAGCUCCAACGAUAUUGCUGCUGCUGAUUUCUUCAACGUGGCCAGGCUCAAGGAGGCUAUGGCCAAGGCCUUGGUGGCCUUCUACCCCCUCACCGGCCGCCUUGGCGUCAACGACGAUGACGAUAGGAUGGAGAUCAGCUGCAACGGAGAAGGUGCACUCUUUGUUGUCGCUCACGCUGAUGAUCUCAGUGUCGAUGACGUCAAGCAAUUCAAGCCAUCGCCAGAGCUGAGGAGACUGUUUGUUCCACGUAUUGAGCCAUCGUCCAUCAUAAUGGCCAUACAGGUCCACUACUUUUCUUUGCUUCCAUGCUUUUUAAUAUUUUUCAACUUUCGACUCUCACGGUAG
Molecule: messenger RNA, 489 nt
Organism: Miscanthus lutarioriparius
Lineage: Eukaryota; Viridiplantae; Streptophyta; Magnoliopsida; Poales; Poaceae
Source: the annotation of a GenBank genome assembly